Messenger RNA from Cavia porcellus (domestic guinea pig), 2632 nucleotides. RefSeq names its product eukaryotic translation initiation factor 4E family member 3 (gene Eif4e3). The coding region runs from base 30 to 698 and encodes 222 amino acids. Gene Ontology annotation, cellular component: eukaryotic translation initiation factor 4F complex. The record is from RefSeq and is a predicted model, not a curated record. The transcript has 7 exons. Lineage: Eukaryota; Metazoa; Chordata; Mammalia; Rodentia; Caviidae. Gene Ontology annotation, molecular function: RNA 7-methylguanosine cap binding; translation initiation factor activity. Gene Ontology annotation, biological process: translational initiation.
CGGUCGGCCUCGCAGGCGGGGCGGAGAACAUGGCGCUGCCCCCGGCCGCCGCGCCCCCCGCCCGGGCCCGGGAGCCGCCGGGACCCCGCGCCGCCGCCGCCGCCUCCGAGCCGCCGCUGGGCUUGCAGCCGCUGUCCACGCUGCGCCCCGAGCCGGGCGGGGUCCCGCUGCACUCGCCCUGGACCUUCUGGCUGGACAGAUCUCACCCUGGUGCCACAGCAGCUGAGUGUGCCUCAAAUCUGAAGAAAAUCUACACAGUGCAAACAGUGCAGAUAUUCUGGAGUGUGUACAAUAAUAUCCCUCCUGUGACUAGCCUGCCUGUGAGAUGUAGUUACCAUUUAAUGAGAGGAGAGAGGCGACCACUCUGGGAAGAGGAGAGUAAUGCAAAGGGUGGUGUGUGGAAGAUGAAAGUCCCCAAGGACAGCACGUCCACAGUUUGGAAAGAGCUGUUGUUAGCAACUAUCGGGGAGCAGUUCACAGACUGUGCCGCAGCAGAUGACGAAGUGAUAGGAGUCAGCGUCAGUGUCCGGGACCGUGAGGACGUCAUCCAAGUCUGGAAUGUAAAUGCCUCAUUAGUGGGCGAAGCCACUGUGUUAGAAAAGAUCUAUGAACUUCUGCCCCACAUAUCUUUUAAAGCUGUGUUUUAUAAACCCCAUGAAGAGCAUCAUGCUUUUGAAGGUGGACGUGGAAAACACUAAUUGCACUCUGUAAAGAAUUCUUUGUCCUUUGCUGAUUGGUUUUGGAAACGGUCUUAACAGGAGGGAGAGUGAAGAGAAGACUUGCCGAAGCCCGAUGCUGGUCCAUUUAGAGUGGGUUUCUGUGCUUACAGAUUGGGCAAUUAGGACUCAAAGUGGCAGGUGGGGCGGGGGGUGAUUAUGUGGGUUUCUACCGUCAUAUUACUUGCUUUUUUAAAAAAAAAAUAUAUAUAUAUUUUAGAUUUCUAAAUUCUCUGUUCUAUUCACGCAGAUUUUUUCCCUUUAAAAUUCCUUAUUCAGGCUAAUUAUUGUUUUCUACACUCCUCUUUCACUGAAGCACAAGAACUGGGUUUCCCUUUCAGUAGCUCUACUGUACCUAUUUAAUGAGAAUAUGCAUAACCAUGACAGUCCUGCUUUUGAAACCACAUUGUACCAGGAGAAAUACUGGCUUGGUAAAAACCUGUCUUCUGGUUAUUUGUUGUGACACAUUUCUGUGUGCUGUGAGCUGGGCAUUGUUUUUUCUAUCCCAGGGGAAAGAAAAACCAUAUUUAACCUGAUUUUGCACUGACAGCAUACAUAUCUUGUUAUUUUUCCUUUACAAAAUCAUUUUUAGUGAUAAAAGGAAAAUAUUUGGUUUGGCUAACAUAAAAACUAUCAUCAAAGUUUAGUAUCGGGAUCAAGCUCUAGGUCCUUGUUCCCUCUGUGGAAAUACUUCUUAGAAAACUCUAGAUUUGACCUUUUCAGGGGAAGUCUUAGCAUCGUAGCCAUGGAUUUCUCCAAGUAGGAAACUUGGAAUUUCUGAUGUCAAGAAGAGAUGUUAUUUUUUAGUUAUUUGAAUUAAACUUUCAAAGUUUGGGUAUGCUUACCCACUUAGAACUUUGCAAAUCAAUUCUAACCCAUUUUGUUCAAUGAUUGCUCUUUCCUGCUCAUAUUACGUCAUUUCUGAUAAUCAGAGCUUCUCCAACCUAGGCAGAGUUCCCUUCCAUUUCAUGUUAGGAGCAAGAAGUCAAAUCUCAUUUCCAAGAUGCUUGUGAUCAUUCUCAAAGUGGAACUUGGAAUACCUCCUGUUCAUAUUAAUUGUUGGAAUUGCUUAUAUGCAUAGUGUUACACUGCCAAAGAAGUCCUGGUUUUAAUAGAAGGAAAUGGCUACCCUCUGGAACAUGAAGAUCACUCAGAAUGUGCCUUGUCCCCUUCUUGACUUUGCCAACCUUCUGGGUACGUUUACCUAAGAAGGAGCAGAACUGUUGGAGAUGCCUCCUCCUGUUUUCUUAUUUUGGAGUCACUGGGGUUUGUGUGCACUUACACAUUUCUCAAAAGAACGAUGUAUUUAGAAUGUCCUUGCACCCAGAAUUUUAAAUUCCUCUCGCAGCGUUGAACAGUAGAAAGAGGCAAAACUAUUCCAUGCCUCCUACAUAUGUUUGUAAAUGAAGUUUUCCUUUCAAACCUUGUAAAUGACUUCCAACAAUAUCUCUUCAUAAGAGCUGUUCCCUUACAUUGAAUUAUUAAUCAUAUCAACCACAGGAAUAAUCAUAAUUCUAAAAAAAUUUUUUUCUAUACUUGUUUCUUUAGCAGUUUCAAAAUGAGGUCUAAAGAUAUAGGGUCCCUUUUGUAAAAGCCUGGUACUUGUUUCUCUGAGCAAUGUAUAUUUCUUUAAACAUUUAACUUGUUUUAAAUUUUUUUCUCAAGAAUUUAAUACAAUUAUUCUGGACAUGAAUUGAAAUUUCUUUUUGUAGUAUAAAUAUUUUUCUGGUAGAUUAGAAAAAAGGAUAUAGUCGACUUUAUAAUAAUUGUCAUAUAUAUUUCCACAAGUAAGUGAAUUUUGAGAAAUUUUUAUUUUUGAACGUUAUUUAAAGCAUUUGUGAUGACAUGUUCAACUUUUGCAUGUAUGAAGACUUUGAAUUAAAAAUAAAAUUAAAUAAAUAGGAAUAUCAAGUUCA